Morchella sextelata is the source of this 1392-nucleotide messenger RNA. RefSeq lists its product as uncharacterized. The transcript is spliced from 6 exons. Gene Ontology annotation, molecular function: protein binding. Lineage: Eukaryota; Fungi; Ascomycota; Pezizomycetes; Pezizales; Morchellaceae. The record is from RefSeq and is a predicted model, not a curated record. The coding region runs from base 1 to 1392 and encodes 463 amino acids.
AUGGAGAUGAAAAGACCUAUUAUCUUCAUCGGGCAUAGCUUUGGUGGAAUUGUCAUUGUCCAGUCCCUUAUUCGAGCUCGGGAGAGAAAUAAUGACCUAUUUUCCAGUUCCCUUCUCCCAGAAACCUAUGCCACCAUAUUCCUCGGUACCACUCAUCGUGGCUUGAUCAUAGAUGACAUCAAAUCUAUGCUGGAUGAAGACUCGCCACGGAGAGAGCUUCUUGACUCGAUCGACAGGAAUUCUGAUGAACUCAAGGAGGAGCUUAGUAGGUUCAUAGAGUACUGUAAUAGGAUCAAGAUUGUGUCUUUCUAUGACACUAAGCAGACAAGGAAGUUGAAAAAGGAGGAUGGGCGAUGGUCGAGAAAUGGCGAGUACUUUAAGGCGGUCAAUGAUGAAUCAGCUAUGCUGCAGCUUCCAGACCAGAUGGAAAAACCAUUACCUACAGAGGGAGAUCAUUCAGACAUGGUGAAGCUGUGUCACCGUGGUCAUUCCGUAUACACCAGUAUUGUGAGUCACUUGAAGAGGUUUAGCCGAUCCGAUAAAGACAUGUCGAAAGGUGAACUUAAGAUGAAAGGCCUGAGAACCGGCUCCAUGUUUGCACCAGGCUAUCGUUCAAGAGGAUCAACAGUGUCAAUCCUCCUUCAACACAAGGUCGAUCCUGAGGCAUGCUACACUAAAACUGGGCGGGCACUAGAAAUUGCCGCUGCAACUGGAAAUACGGUUAUCUUCGAGCUCUUAUUGAAGAAUGGUGCGGUGGUCAAUACUAAGGUUCUACACUCCGCAGUUGUCCAAGGCUACGCUCAACUAGUAGAGUUGCUGUUUCGAAACGGAGCAGAGCUGCUAGAGACAGAUCCUGGUAAAGGAGCUUUGUUACACAUUGCAGCAAGCGGUGGACACCACAACGUGAUUGAAUCUUUGUUGAGACACGGAGCUGAUAUCGAUUACAUCUCGCCUGAUAUGAGUUCAGUUUUGCAUUGUGCCGCGGCCAACGGACACUAUAAGGCCGUGCAAGUGCUACUCGAAAACGAUGCAGACACGUUUGUUUUAGGUCCAGAGAAAAGAACUGCAUUAGAGGCUGCCGCUGAGGCUGGACAUGUUCAGGUCGGCCCUAAAUAUUGCCGCUGCGCUGCGAGUGGACAUGUUCAAGCCGUCGAAUGCUUGCUUGAGAGUUGGCCGGGGGUUUUACAACUACCGAGAAUUGGCGGUAUGACGGUUCUUCAGAUUGCGGCCAAGCGGGGCCAUGCAAAAGUGGUAAAAUCGCUACUUGAUGCAGGUGCGGAUACUGAGGAGGAGAUGUAUGAAACAGGACAGACUGCGUUGUACCUCACACAUACCCCCGGGAUUGUCGAGCUCCUAAUAGAAAGGGGGGCAAUAAUUCCAGCGGAAGAUUGA